CUACUUCACGCGGUGCAAUAUUUAUAGGCAGCCCCGGGAGAGUCAAGCGGGCCGGGGAGGAAGAAGACAACCAGCUAGCUAGGGAAGCACACGCCCACGGCGCAAGAAUACAAACAGGCCGGUGAUCUAGGUAGCGGAAGCGGAAAGAGACAAGCACGACGACGAUGGCUCGUCGUCGUAGCUAGCUAGCUAGCCAACGAAGAAGCAGUUGGGACAAGUCCAAGAGGAGGAGGAGGGAGAAGAAGAAGCCCACGCACGCACGCGGCCGUCCAUGGCGUGUAGCUGCUGUAGCAAGAGGCCCAGACCAAUGAUUGCCAAGUUUGUCCCCUUGCUGCUGGUGCUGUUCGUCGCUUCGUGUUCAUGGUCAGCGUCGGCGGACAGGAGCAGCGGCGGCAGGGGCAACGGCACGCAGACCACGCAGUUCCGUUCCGGGGACGAGCUGCGGGCGUACCGGAGGAUCCUAGCCAGGAUGGACAGGUUGAAGAAGGCGUCCGUCAAGACGAUUCAGAGCCCCGACGGCGACGUCAUCCACUGCGUGCCGGCUCACCAGCAGCCGGCGUUCGACCACCCGAAGAUGAGAGGACAGAAGCCCGAGGUACGUGAUGCACCGGAGGAGAGGCCCAAGAUGAGCGCCGACGCCGCCGAGGAGGAACCGGUGUUCACGCAGGCGUGGAGCGACGGCGGCGAGUCGUGCCCCAGCGGGACGGUCCCGAUACGGCGGACCACGGAGCGCGACCUGCAGCGGUACUCCAGCUCCGGCUCGCUCCGGCGGUACGGGAUGAAGCCGCGCGCCAGCGUCGUGCGCCGCGACUCCACCAGCGACGGCCACGAGCACGCGGUGGGGUACGUGACCGGGGAUCAGUUCUACGGGGCGAAGGCGAGCCUGAACGUGUGGCCGGCGAAAGUGGCGUCGGCGGCGGAGUUCAGCCUCUCCCAGAUCUGGGUCAUCUCCGGCACCUUCGGCAACGACCUCAACACCAUCGAAGCCGGAUGGCAGGUGAGCCCUGAGCUGUAUGGAGACAACAGCCCACGAUUCUUCACGUACUGGACGAGCGACGCGUACCAGGCGACGGGGUGCUACAACCUGCACUGCUCGGGGUUCAUCCAGACGAACAACCGCAUCGCCAUCGGCGCCGCCAUCACGCCGGCGUCGGCCUACAACGGGCGGCAGUUCGACAUCAGCCUGCUGCUGUGGAAGGACCCGCGGCGGGGCCACUGGUGGCUGCAGCUGGGGUCGGGCCCGCUGGUGGGGUACUGGCCGUCGCGGCUCUUCACCCACCUCGGCAGCCACGCCAACAUGGUGCAGUUCGGCGGCGAGGUGGUCAACACGCGGCCGUCGGGGUCGCACACGCCCACGCAGAUGGGGAGCGGCCACUUCCCCCGGGAGGGCUUCAACCGCGCCGCCUACUUCCGCAACGUGCAGGUGGUGGACUGGGACAACAACCUCAUCCCGGCCAGGGACCUCCGGCUCGUCGCCGACCACCCGGCCUGCUACGGCAUCCAGGGCGGCUACAACCGCGCCUGGGGGAACUACUUCUACUACGGCGGGCCAGGACGGAACGUACGGUGCCCGUAGGUACCCUAGCGCAAGCCGGUGACGGAGGAGGGAGGAGGAGAUUGAUGUCGAUCGAUCAGCUUACAACACUGAUCGCUG
Messenger RNA from Lolium rigidum, 1654 nucleotides. RefSeq lists its product as uncharacterized. The record is from RefSeq and is a predicted model, not a curated record. The transcript is spliced from 6 exons. Bases 272 to 1576 code for a protein of 434 amino acids. NCBI's taxonomy places the organism in Eukaryota, Viridiplantae, Streptophyta, Magnoliopsida, Poales, Poaceae.